AUGGGCGGGACGUGCACGCGCAUGGCGCUGAGCGAGCGCCAGGAGAUCUGGGGCUCGAGCCUCCUCUCGCCGCUCUUUGUCGAAGACGACAUUGAAAGCCUCGGUGUCUCGUCCGUGCCGCACACGGCGCUCCCCGGGUCGUCGAUCAUUUCCGCGCGGACGAAAAUCGCGCUCUUGUACGACGGCAAGAUUACGGCGGUCGUGCCGCAGCUCGGGUCCGUCGCGUUCAACGUGAGCGCGUCAAGCAAGUUUACCG
Messenger RNA from Saprolegnia parasitica CBS 223.65, 256 nucleotides. RefSeq lists its product as hypothetical. The transcript has a single exon. The record is from RefSeq and is a predicted model, not a curated record. The annotation marks the transcript as partial. NCBI's taxonomy places the organism in Eukaryota, Oomycota, Saprolegniomycetes, Saprolegniales, Saprolegniaceae.